CGGCGGCAGCGGCGGCAGUUUCACUUUCGGAAGGGACACGUGAUUUCCAGGAAAACGGGAGGGGCGGAUAAAGGAUCGGGAAGGAGGCGGCCGCCCCCAGCGCUGAGAUCAUCGCCCGGCACGGCACGGCACGGCCCGGCACGGCACGGCACGGCACGGCUCGGCGGCUCUGCGGACCCGGCCCCAUGGCAGCGCCGGAGAAGGAGGGGGAUGGCCAGAAGCUGCGGUUCGGGCAGUGGCUGCUGAACGCCAUCAACAGCGGGAGCUACCGGGGGCUGCGCUGGAUCGACUCUGCCCACACCAUCUUCCGCGUCCCCUGGAAGCACAACGCCAGGAAGGACAUCACCAGCAGCGACGUGGAGGUCUUCAAGGCCUGGGCAAAGGUCAGUGGGCGGUAUGAGGAAGGCUCCGAGGACCCGGCCAAGUGGAAGACCAACUUCCGCUGUGCCCUGAGCAGCACCCACUUGUUCAAGCUGGAACAGGACCAUUCCAAGCGUGGUUAUGACCCCCACAAGGUCUUCUCCAUUGUCUCAGCCACCAUCCAGGACAGCAAGGAGGGAAAUUCCAGCAUCCCCAAGCCUGUGGUGGACCAGCAGGCAGCACAACAGCAGCUGCAGCUGGAGCUCCCCCCCCAAGACAUGGCCUCAGCCAUCACUGUCUCAGGAUGCACUGACCCCACAGACCUCUCGAUUCUGGAGGAGCUGCUGCAGCAGUGUGACAUCUCUCCCCGUGACCUUGGCUCGCUGGCCCCAUCCUGGGUGCCCACAGGUGGUUUCUCUGCCGGGGACACUCCCCACCAGGAUGUCAUGCUCCAGCCUCACCAGGACACCAUGCUCCAGCCUUAUGCAGACAGCAGCCAAAACAGCUGCUUCCCUCCCACAACAUUUUCACAAUGGGUGCCCACGGUGGAGCAGCCCGCCUUGGACACCUACCAACCAACGGGCCUCAUGCCGCCAGAGGAGACGGGGGCCAUGCCACCGCCGUGCCACCUGACGGAGGGCACGGUCCCCAUGCAGUACGCGGCGGAGGCGACGUUGUUCGUGCCCGCCGCCAGCCCGGUGUCACAGCCACGGCUGCUGCUGGAUAACACAGAUGGCAUCGUCUCCAUCCUAGAUGUCACCAUCUACUACCGGGGGAAGGAGGUCCACCGGGAGAUGGUGGGGGGCAGCCACUGCCUGCUGACAUACCAGCCCCUGAGCCUGCCGGGGGCGCCGUGCCCCUGGCACGUGGUGCACUUCCCCAGCCCCGCCAGCCUGGCCGACAGCAAGCAGCGGCACAUCACCGAGAAGCUGCUGCUCAUCGCAGGGCUGCAGCUGGAGCAACGCGCCUACAAGGUCUUUGCCACCCGCCGGGAGAAGUGCAAGGUGUUCUGGGCCUUGUCCCAGCAGCUCGAGGGGGUCGAGGAGCCCCCACCCAACCUGCUGUGCCGGGACGAGGAAACGCCCAUCUUUGACUUCAAUGAGUUUUGCUUAGAGCUGAGGGACUUCCGCAACGGCCAAAGGCGGCGAUCCCCUGACUUCACCAUCUACCUCUGCUUUGGGCAGGCCUUCUCCAAGACCAAGCCCAAGGAGUCCAAGCUCAUCCUGGUCAAGCUGGUGCCCAAGUUCUGUGAGUACUACUACGAGCAGGUGCUGCAGGAGGGAGCCUCUUCCCUGGACAGCCACACCAUCAGCCUGCAGCUCUCCAACUCCUUCGACCUCAUGGAGCUCAUCGAGCAGUACAACAUGCAGCUGGGCUGAGCCCUCCUGCCCUGCUCCCCUUGGCCCUGGC
Molecule: messenger RNA, 1770 nt
Organism: Motacilla alba alba
Lineage: Eukaryota; Metazoa; Chordata; Aves; Passeriformes; Motacillidae
Gene: IRF7
Product: interferon regulatory factor 7
Exons: 11
Coding region: 186-1739 (517 amino acids)
Biological process (GO): immune system process; regulation of transcription by RNA polymerase II
Cellular component (GO): nucleus
Molecular function (GO): DNA-binding transcription factor activity, RNA polymerase II-specific; protein binding; RNA polymerase II cis-regulatory region sequence-specific DNA binding
Source: RefSeq, a predicted model, not a curated record